UAUUUAACUAAGUAUUUUGUUAACGUGCAAACUGUAUCUUAUCGACGCUAUUUGUAAAUGUGCUGUGUUCCGCUCCACACGUUUUGUACGACAGUUUUUGUGAUGUGAUCUCGUUUUUGAAAGGACUCUUUUAGUUAUUAAACUAUUUAUAAUGUCUGUGGCUACCAUAGAUUUUCACGAAUUGGAAAAGUUAAGCCCAAGUUUAGACAGAAAAUCAAAAUCAAGGGCAGCAGAGAUACAGGCGAAGGAUGAAGCAAAUAAAUGGAAGGUACUCCUGGAACCAGCACUGGCUGGUGCCAUGAUUGCCAUCAACCUUGGUCAGACCUCUUUGCAGAACUUCUAUUUGAGGACGGCGUGCACUGUAGACCUGAAUUAUGCUCAUGAGAUCUGUGACAGAGGAGUGGGGGAGGAGUUUCGUGAAGCGGAGGCAGCGAGCCAAAUGUUAGUAUCAAGCGUGAAUGUGAGCAGAAGUUUCGUGGGCUCCCUCAUAGCCACUGUAGUUCUCCUGUUCGUCGGUCCCUGGAGCGACUACAGCGGCCGUCGGAAGCCACUCCUCAUCCUGCCACUACUGGGCAUGAGUGUGAUGACUACUGCUGUACUCCUCAUGCUCGCAUUCCCUGGAGCCUCUACCGUGCAAGUGCUGUAUGCUGUGCAAAUACCCAUAUCUUUGGGAGGGAACUUUGGAUUGUUAUUAGCAGCUGCGUUUAGUUAUAUAGGAGAUGUGUGCCACUCGACCGGCCGCGACGUGACCCGCACGAUGGGGGGUCACCGUGCCGCCAUCCAAAUCGCGCACGUACUGGGCGCAGUCAGCGGGCCUUUGCUCUACCGAUAUCUCGGAUUCUACGGUGUGUUUCCCGUUGUUUUGUUACUACAGUUAUCAUCUCUGACCUAUAUCAUCGUGAUGGUGAAGGACAUUAACAUAAACACAGACAACAAGAUGUCAGUAUUCAACUGGCGGUUACCAGUGAAUGCAGUUACGUGUCUCAUAAAGAAGCGAGAUGGUUUUAAGCGGACAACUAUUCUGUUGAUGCUGGUCGUUGCUUUAGGGGAUCGGAUGUUUUUAUCAGCCGAGGUCCUCAUUGCGUACAUGUACUACAGGUACAAGUUCCACUGGGAUGAUGUUUUAUUCGGCGGAUUCUUGGCAUACAGAAACAUUGUCAGCUUUACUGGUACCCUGAUAAUCUUGAUGGUUUUGAAGCGCCGCCUACAGCUGUCAGAUGAAGUAGUGGGAGCCCUGAGCUGCGCGUCGUAUGUUCUCGCCUCCAGCGGACUCAUCGCAUCUACCACCACGUUAGCUGUUUUUAUGGUGCCUUUGGUGGGAAUCAUAUCACAAGGAUCUCAAGUGGUUCAGAGGCCCAUUCUAAACAAACAAAUAUUUCCUAACGAACAAGGAAAAAUAUACAGUGUACUUGGGGCCCUCGAAUCAGCCACGCAAAUCCUGUCAUCACCACUCUACUCCCUACUGUACAGUAAGACAGUAUCGACUAUGCCCGACGCGUGGCUACUCCCGGGAAUUGUCCUAGCAAUUAUACAACUUCUAGCUUACUUGGUAUCAAGAAGACUAAACACCUUAUCAAGUACAACAGUUAAGAAAAAUAUACCUCUAGUGGAAAGAGGUGAAAGCGAAAAGUUAAGAAAAGAUGAUGUUGAUAAGGAACCACCGAAAGAGCCACCCAAUGAAUUAGAUAAAUUAAAAACAUAAAAGUAGUUUUUAAUUAAAAUAAACCCUUUUUUAGUGUUGAUUUUUA
Molecule: messenger RNA, 1748 nt
Organism: Plodia interpunctella (Indianmeal moth)
Lineage: Eukaryota; Metazoa; Arthropoda; Insecta; Lepidoptera; Pyralidae
Product: probable peptidoglycan muropeptide transporter SLC46
Exons: 9
Coding region: 152-1702 (516 amino acids)
Biological process (GO): transmembrane transport
Cellular component (GO): membrane
Molecular function (GO): transmembrane transporter activity
Source: RefSeq, a predicted model, not a curated record